Messenger RNA from Mercenaria mercenaria, 3009 nucleotides. RefSeq names its product protein Star-like. NCBI's taxonomy places the organism in Eukaryota, Metazoa, Mollusca, Bivalvia, Venerida, Veneridae. The record is from RefSeq and is a predicted model, not a curated record. The transcript has 3 exons. The coding region runs from base 891 to 1823 and encodes 310 amino acids.
ACGCAUCUACACGUAUAAAUAUGUAAAUAUCAUAAAUAUGUUCAAUAGUUUGAAUAGGAUUGACAAUACUGAACUAAAUAGAAAAAAAUAGUGCAACAACACACACUGAAUUACGUCACGCACCCGAUAUGAAAUUCAGGCGUCAGUGUAUGGAAAAAUAUUGACGUUUCCGGUACCAGUGUAACUUAACGGGGAGUAGAACGAGUAUGUAAUAAGUAAUAAUAUAAUAUAUGUCACUGUCAAGCUGCAGCUAGACACUUGAUAUUUCUUAUUUACUUUAUGCAAAGCAUGUACAAUUACUAUCAUGGAAAUACAAAAGGAUACAGUUAUUUUGUUGUGCGUCUUUAAGAAAAUGGAUACUCGUACCAUAAUCUAUAUAGUCUGUUUUGAGUCCUACCCUAAAGUUCAAAUCUCCAGUAACUAUAGUAAUACCUUACAGAUGAAAAAAUCACAUUUAUCAGACUGUAAUAUUUCAAACAGAAUACAAUUAAAACAGCUAUACGCUGCACAGUUUACACCCCGUAAGUGUACACCGCAGAAAUACAAAUCAGUUUCAAAGGAAAAGUAUUCUUUGUCCAGAUUAAGCCACACAAUAGUAUCAAAAUGAUUCCUAUUAUAGAAGUUCAAUUCAAUUCAUUUUCGAUUUAUUGCAUAAAGCAUGUAAAUACAAUGCCUUAAGCAAGUACAAACAUAAUAUAAUAUAUAACAAUACCAUAUAACAUGGACAGGAUUAGGCUUAGUGUAAGUCUCUACACGCUGGUGCACGUCACAAUUUUACGAAUAUAAUGGACUGAAAAUACAAUUAAACCUAUAACUUGGUUGUUAACAUUACUGGACGUUUCAUCUGUCUUUAUAAGAAAAUCACCACGAUUUCAAAAAGGAGUUAAAAUAUGUUAACUUUAUUUUCCCGCAAGAAGAGUGUUAAAGAAAAACUGUGGUUUUGUUUAAUAAUCUUAGUGAUGGCUGUCUUGGUAGUUAUGAUAUCAAAACGGAUUUGUGUGGCAAAUGAAACUUCGCAGUGGGAAAAUAUAAAUUAUAAAAACAUGAUGGAAUCAGUACAAUUGGAAAAUAUAAAUUAUUUAGACAUAAUGUCAAAACUGAAUAGGGAUAAGGUGGCUUUUAACGAUAGAACGUUGGUAUCUAUCCUGCAGAAGUAUUAUGUACAACCUCCGUCUAUGCUACCGUACAACCUUACUUAUCCUGAAAUACAGAAUCCGUCACCCGGGCAAACACAGUUUAUAGACGAGUAUUUGAAACAAAAGCGAAAUGGAUUUUAUAUCGACUGUGGAGCUUUCGAUGGAGAACAUUUAUCGAACAGUUUGUUUCUUGAACGGUACCGCAACUGGACUGGGAUUAUUAUUGAACCUAACCCUACAACAUACGGUUUACUGCGACAGAAACACAGAAAAGCAUAUUCUCUCAAUGCUUGCCUUUCUACAAAUAAAUAUCCUUCACUUGAAACAUUUACCACCGGGAAGAAGGCUGUUCUAGGAAAGGUUGUAGACGAUCGAUAUAAAAAGAAAAACAGUGCAGAAAAACUAAUCCAUGUGCAAUGUUUCCCCCUUUAUACAAUAUUGCUAGCAAUGGGCCAGAUGGAUAUAGAUUAUUUCAGCCUGGAUGUUGAAGGUGCAGAGCGUGGUGUACUUGAUUCACUACCAUGGGACAAGCUCAAUAUUAAAAUGUUCUCAAUAGAGCACAACAAAUGGGAUGGAGGAAAACCGGAUUUGAAACGUUACAUGGAAACAAAAGGAUACGAUUUUGUGAAAGAAAUUGUAGGAGUAAACACUGCUCCUGAUUUCAUAUUUGAGAAAAGGAAACUCUAGUGUUUAACAAAAACUGUUUUAAUUUGGAUGGAUUAUAGCUCCGCGCUUCUGUUAUAAUGUCUGUAAGUUUCUUCGAAGUAACUUAAAGCUUUCAAAAGUUUUGUGGGAACUCAAACAUGGCGAUAGUUUUAAGUAUUAUUGUUCCUUCUGAUGAGAAGGAACACUUAUGGUGAACAUGUAACACUUGACUGAGCAGGUAAUGGAUACAAGGGUAUCAUCAAAGGCAUCCGAAUUCCAGUAGGCGCCGCCAUUUUGUACUCAUGCAUAUUCAUUACAAAUAGCCUCUUUGCCAAUGUGUUUUUACGCAUCUUUAAGUCAAUCUUUAGUGAAAUACAACUACGUUAUAAACAGACCUACAAAAACAAUAAUUUAGUUUAAACUAUAUAACUCCUAAAUCUUACAUGCCAUAUUGUAGAAUCGAGAUUAACUAAAUGAAUAUUCAUCAUCUAAAAAUAGACUCCCGCCCAUAAAUAUCGUCUACUAGUCUAUUAUUCUUCUCGGUUGCAUUCUUUGCUGUUUCCAGGGGUUCUUUUUACGAUUUUAUUUCAUACCAACUUUAUUAUUUUAACAUUUUAAGUAUAACCAUCAAAACAUACUGUACUAAUAAAGUUAUUCGAGAUUUUUUACUUGUCUGUGAAUGCUAUUGCACGAUACGUACCGUCACCGGAUUACAACAUUUCAAUUACUUCCCUUGUUUUUAUCUAGAACUGUAAUAAUGCAUUUCUUCACUUUACUGAGCUAUAAAUAUUUCGAACUUUGUAAUUCCAUACCUUUUGACUGUUUUGUAAUUUUCAAGUUGUGAACUUUUUGUACGCACCUUUUUCAAAUCCAUCAGUUUGUUGGUGCCGACUUAUAUAAAAGCCCUUUUUCUCCCGGUUUAGUCGUUCUGGAGCUGUAAGUAUCCAUUCAUGCAAUGCAAUUACUAGCACAAGGCAGAACCUUUCUUCCAUUGUAUUGCUAAUUAAAAUUAGGCAAACAUACGACCAAAUUCUGAUCUGUGCCACUAGGACAGUUGUCGACAUUGGUUCCCGAAAUUUUGACAGAGUGAUGGUAUUUAUUGUCCGCUGAUAAUAUUUAUGUAUGAUCGCUCAUCUACAGGUGUUUGUUUAUUAUUUUAAGUUAAAUAACUGUUUGUGUGAAAUAACUUUAAGUAUUCUUAUAAUAAAAAGAUAAGAAUAUAUAAGAA